CCCUGAUGAUCGUUCGAGGACACCAACGCAUGAAACUUCCAGGUUCGACCUCACCAUAUAGUCAGACCCUUGUUUGAACCAUGUCUUGUGCAAAGUCUCCAGCGCUGGCUCUGCCAUCUCGGUGCGCUCGCGACCACACUUGUCAAUGGCCCAUCUACGCCGAGGGUGCUGAGCUUUUCUUACCAAAGAACGAAAUAUCCCCGCAAUGGCUGCUAAGAUCGAUUGAUGAUGAAGACGAUAACAAGGCUAUAGCCGCCGAAAUGAAAAGACACCGUCGGCGAUAUCCAGUCAUACAUCUUUGGAGACGAUUGAAGUAUAUGUUUUCCAGUCCGGGUAUGCCGCCUGAAGUGCGACCGUUCAGGUGGUUAAUCUCCUAUCAUGUGCUUCCAAAAGGAUACCAACACGGCCAAAAAGACCAGCCGCCGCCAUGGCGUAUGCUCGUGCGGUGCUUUUUAAUCGAUGUUCCCUCUCAAUUAAGUGAUUCGAAACAAAUAAAGUCCAUAAGAUCAUGGCAAAAGUAUCCUGCAAAAGGAAGAGAAGCCUUUUAUCAUCGAACAGAGCUCGACGAUGCUCCUCCUAACAUAACAUGUGGAAAGCGAGUUGUGUUUUCGCCCCAGAAGAAGAAUUUAAACAAAUCUCUCUGCGGAGAUUGGCUUUUUGUGGUCUACCUUUGGGCAGCUGACCGACCAUGGGCAGAGCAUAUGGAUGUACGGAAAUUGCUGUUAUUCUGUAAUAUAUUUAGCGUCCAAGCAUGGGAAUGGGCGGAUGGCAAGACGCCAUACUUGUUUUAUGAGCUUCGGCAGGGAGAAGACGGUAGGCUGUUGGAUACGGCAAACGACAAGCUCCAGUGUGAUGAUGACAACCUCGCGUAUCUUUGUGGCCGUACACCAGGAAGACUCUCUGCACUGCGUCGUAUUAUGAAUGCUCAGGCAAGAUUUCUUCUUGCUCUGUGAGCAAGCUGCCAAUCCUUGGGGCCAACAUUAAGAUGGGCUUGAACAGAGCAGUAGCUUGACUAAAACACACACAGAUAACUCAUCAAGCCGAUGUCAGUCAAAACUUACAUGUCGCUAGACUUCUCUCAUGGAUCCUUGAGGAAUUUUGAUGGGGGCUGGGGAUGAUGAGAGCAAUGAGAGUCGCUACGGUUUUCAUACUGUCUAUCAAUAACUUGUACUUGAUGCCAGUGGACUGAUAGUGCGUAGAGAUGCAAACGUUGAAAUGAGUGCCAACCGACCUGAGUGAGAAAAGGCCAAGGCGUAUAGUAAGGCGUAGCUAUCAAGACUGGCGAUUAGAAUACAGUUGGUCGUAACAAUCACAAUAAUAAGCAUCCCCAAGGCCAAUAUGCGUUUGUUG
This is a messenger RNA of Trichoderma asperellum CBS 433.97, 1350 nucleotides long. RefSeq lists its product as uncharacterized. Lineage: Eukaryota; Fungi; Ascomycota; Sordariomycetes; Hypocreales; Hypocreaceae. The record is from RefSeq and is a predicted model, not a curated record.